Messenger RNA from Hemisphaericaspora subhashii, 1101 nucleotides. It is a transcript of the gene SDS22, whose product is annotated as type 1 protein phosphatase-activating protein. The record is from RefSeq and is a predicted model, not a curated record. The transcript has a single exon. Gene Ontology annotation, molecular function: protein binding. Lineage: Eukaryota; Fungi; Ascomycota; Pichiomycetes; Serinales; Debaryomycetaceae. The coding region runs from base 1 to 1101 and encodes 366 amino acids.
AUGUCAGUUGAAGGAAAGUCCCAAGACGCUGAACAAAUACCCGAGUCUUCUCAAUUGACUCUUCCGGAAGAACCAAUCCUUUCGCAUACCGAAGACGAAGGGGAUGACGAUGAAGAAGACGAACAUGAGAAUGAUGCAGUUCAAUAUCCAGGUACAGUUUUACCUGAUUUAAGGAAAGAUGAAAUUGAAGCUGAUCAGGAGUUGACUGUUGGCUAUGAUGAUGAUUCUGAAUAUAUAGAUUUAAUUCAUUUGAAGAUCGGUUCAAUUGAAGAUUUAAAUCUUGGAAGAUUUAAACAAUUGAUAUCUUUAUGCUUGAGACAGAAUUUGAUUACUUCAAUUGUUGGCGUUAAAGAAUUGCCCGAUACUUUGGAAGAAUUAGAUCUUUAUGAUAAUAGAAUUAAUCAUAUUUCAAGUGCAAUUAAACAUUUAACAAAAUUGAAAAAUUUGGAUUUUUCAUUUAAUAGAAUUAAGAAUAUUAAAAAUCUUGAAACAUUGGUUGAAGUAGAGAAUUUAUAUUUUGUUCAGAAUAAGAUUCAUGAAAUUAGGAAUCUUGAAACCUUAGUAAAUUUAAAGAAUUUAGAAUUGGGUGGUAAUAAGAUUAGAGUGAUUGAAAAUCUUGAUUAUAAUACAAAGAUUGAACAACUAUGGUUAGGUAAGAAUAAAAUUCAUAAAUUUGAAAAUUUAGAUCAUUUAGUUAAUUUAAGAGUACUUUCAAUUCAAUCUAAUAGAAUAACUAAGAUUGAGAAUUUAGAUAAAUUGGUUAAUCUUGAAGAAUUAUAUCUUUCACAUAAUGGAAUUGAAAAAAUUGAAAAUCUUGAUAAUAAUCUUAAACUUCAAGUCUUGGAUAUAACAUCAAAUAAAAUAUCUAAAUUAGAAAAUCUUAGUCAUUUACGAGAAUUAACUGAUUUUUGGUGUUCUUAUAAUCAAGUGGCAAGUUUUGAAGAAAUUGGUCAAGAAUUGGGUAAAUUAGAACAGUUAGAUACAGUUUAUUUUGAAGGUAAUCCAGUACAAACUCAAAAUCCAAGUGCUUAUAGGAGAAAGUUAAAGUUAUAUUUGGGUGAUUCAUUAUCUAAAAUUGAUGCAACUUAUAUUCAUUCAUAG